Pristis pectinata (smalltooth sawfish) is the source of this 4543-nucleotide messenger RNA. It is a transcript of the gene tjap1, whose product is annotated as tight junction associated protein 1 (peripheral). The record is from RefSeq and is a predicted model, not a curated record. Gene Ontology annotation, biological process: Golgi organization. Gene Ontology annotation, cellular component: trans-Golgi network. The transcript is spliced from 11 exons. Lineage: Eukaryota; Metazoa; Chordata; Chondrichthyes; Rhinopristiformes; Pristidae. Bases 268 to 2205 code for a protein of 645 amino acids.
UUUCCCAGCGUGCCCGGCGGCGCGAUGGCGGUUGGCGCUGAGCGAGCGGGCAGCGGGGACAGUUGGAACUGGUAGAUCCAGUGGGUUUGAGACCUAUGAAGAGAUCCAAAAAGAAGUGGUGGCUGCAUUUGUUGCAAUCUUCCUAAGAUCUUUUGAUUCUGGAGAAGUACAAGAGGAUGGGAAAGCUGCCAAUGUGACACUCCCAUUUGAAAAGAGGAAGCUGAAAAGCAGGUUGUGCACUGGGAGUAAGGCGUAGGGAAUCUGAACAUGAGUAACACAGCGGCGACGAGAAAGCCAUACAGGAAGGCACCACCUCAGCACCGGGAGAAUCGGAGUGAGCCACCUAUUUUUAGGAAUGAACUAGACGGGACAGCCGUACCAACUGAGCAGAGUCAGGAACCACUGACUGAUGGAGACCGAAUUAAGUUGUUGCAGCAACAGAAUGAAGAACUGCUUCGAAAGCUGACCCACAGCACAAAAAGGCUGGAGAUAAUGGAGGCCGACUUUGAGUCCAGCCGGCAUUACCUGGAGGCAGAGCUGAACCAUGCCCGGGAAGAAGUGGACAAACUGAAGGACAAAUUCCGCAGAUUACAGAAUAGUUACACUGCAUCCCAACGAACCAAUCAGGAGCUGGAGGACAAACUACAUGCCCUGGCCUCUAUCAGCCAAAGCUGGAUCUAUGCAAUUAAAAAAGCUGAACUGGAAAAAAAGACCCUCGACUGGGAAAUUGUGGAACUUACAAACAAAUUACUUGAUUCAAAAACUGCUAUCGACAAACUGGAGGAGUUAAAUGAGCGCUAUCGACAGGAUUGUAACCUUGCCGUUCAACUGUUAAAGUGCAACAAAUCUCAUUUCAGGAACCACAAGUUUGCAGAUCUCCCCUUCGUACUUCAAGAGAUGGUGAACAAGCAUCUGGAGUCCAGUGAAGAUUUCCAGGCAGGCCGGGAGCCGGUCCCCACUCUUGGUUCCUCUGAUGUUGUGCCAACUUCCGUCAUUGCCAGAGUUUUGGAAAAGCCGGAGCCACUGAUCCUGAACUCAGCCAAGUCCAGCAGCAGCAAUCAGCCUAUCGCAGAGGACGUCUUUGUCCAUGUGGACAUGAGUGGCAAUACCAAUGGCAUCAAAAGUACAGGGAAAGAGAGAGAUCAAGACAUGACGCCGUCUGUAGUUCCUCAAAAUGGGGUGUGUAGGCAGCAGAUUUGUUCAGAGGGCCCACCAGAUGAAGCAGCCACCUUUGAGAGGCUGAACCCGUAUCCCACCCCACCUCAGAACCUUUUCCCUGGCCGUAAAGCUGUCAUUGAAUUCUCUUCCGAUGACAAGGUUAAAAUCCCAAAGAACAGUCCCUUACCUAACUGUACGUAUGCCACCAGACAAGCCAUAUCGCUCAGUCUGGUCCAGGGGGAGGAAGAUGGGUUGGAGCGACAGCGGACUGUACCCAACAGUCCGUCAUCGGAUGGGAGGAAGUCAGGGCAGGUAACCAGCAGGCAGUACCAGUCUCCAAGGUCAGGCACACCCAGAGGGCCUGGAAACCAGUUUCAGUCGGCUCAGUCAAGCCCUUUCAAUAGCCCACCUCAAACGUCAAGUGCAUUUGCCAGCUCAACAAGUUCAGAAGAAGAUCUGCUUGCAAACUGGCAGCGGAUGUUCGUGGAGAAGGUAGCUCCUGCUUCUGAAAGGGUCAUUGCCCAUCGAACAUCCUUCAGUAGUGACAUGGUCCAAGAGUUGCACAAUAGCUUGGGCAACAAAGUUGCCACGGGUGAGAGAAGGCCAGCUUACUCAGAUGGAGAAGAAUCGGGCCAGAGCUGCAGCUGGACAAUGAGUCGGGAUUCCAGCCUGGAUACAGACAGCACCGAUUCUAAAGUACGGAAAAACAAAUGUACGCUGGAUUACAGGAGCGAAUUCUCUCGGGAAGAAGGAGAGCAGCUGCUUCACACUGCGGGUGUCGAUCAGCCGGACACACAGUCUAGUCCACUGCGGAAGCACAAAGAAUACAUGGAUACUGUCUCUGGGAACAGCUCAGUAGAAGAGCGAGACGUUCUACUUUAUGAAAGCCAGACCACACUACAGGAUGAGGUGGAAGAGACUGGAGACAAACCAUCGAUCGCUUCAGUGGGGCGGCAGCAGAAGAGUCCAAAGCGGAUGGGCGUCCAUCACUUGCUGCGAAAGGACAGUUUAACCAGGGCACAGGAGCAGGGCACCCUGCUGGACUAGCCCAGAGGUACUGCGCAAAAUGUCACUCAGCAAAAAAAAACUUCUGAAAAUCUUUUUAAAGCGUGUAGAAAUUCACAGAAUGUUUCCUAGGAAUGUAUGAAGCUGGGCAAAAGCAAACUAAAUCAGCAUGUGCAGUUUAGUAGAAUCUGGGUUCAAAGGCAAUACUUCAGUAUUUUCUAAGAAAAUCAUUUUGUUAUGAAUUAAAUCAUUGCGGGGGAAAAAACCCAAAUUCCUGAAGAGUAUCCAUGCUGGAUGAUGGCAGGUAAUUUCUCAGCAUGUCUUGUGUUUUUACUUUGGUUUUUGUGUCUUCGUGUUCUUAGUGUCUUGUCUCCCUUGCAUGCUUCAAGAGCAAUGCGAGUGGUUGCAUAUUCUACAGUCAUACUUCGGUCGGUAUUGAAUUUACAAAGCGAUCUUGGUGCAUUAAGAAUGGCAGGUGUCGGCCUUAUUUCAAAGUUGUGGCGGACACCAGAAUGCGUUAUAAGCUCCUUGGUUUAAGUUGAGACUGCUAAUGCCAACUGUUAACAUUCAAACCAUUUAAUAGUGUUUGUAAUUUCCCUGCCCUGCCCUCUGCAUCAUGUUACCAGUGAAUCACUGAUUCACCUGUGUGCAGUGGGACUUGUUGUGACCACAAAUCUCCCCAGUGCCUAAUUUUGUCCAAAUAGAGAAAAAAUUGGCAUUGGGUUUUGUUUUUUGGUUCUAAUGUUUUUCUGCCAACAAUAGUCCAUAAAAGGCCUCAACAACACCUUAAAUAUAAUGAUAUGCAAGGAUGCUUGACAGAGGCACAAGUACAACAUGGAAACUUUUCCGAUAUCCUUGGUAGAAGUAUUUAAGGAUUUCCAGACUGCCGUCAAACAUGGUGCUGUCUUCGCAUGUUCUGCAAUCCAACAAUCAGUUAAAGCAUUACCAAAGUGUUGCCACACAUUCUCACUGCUACACACUCCAGGCAGGUGAUCCAAGAUUAGUGGAAUCUGGAUUAAUACCAAGCAGAACUGGAAAGGUUCCCGCGGUUGGCAACCCUUGAUUGCAAAACAGGGAAGGUGGAAGGAAUUGUUAUCAUAGUGCGCUGAUUGCAGAAUUCUUAAACAAACCGACUGCUCUGUUGAUCAGCUGUGGAGAUCUGAAACUUCUAGCCCCUGUGUGGUGCGCUACCAUUUUCUAGCCACCAAAGCAGAGCCUCCAACAUCUGCAGUGCCCAAACGAUCCCAGAGGAUAGUGUGUGGCUUGAUCUUAUGGGACAGAAUGAACAACCAUUCAUUCUCCUGUUUUACCACUGCAACGAUCCAGAAUGUUUAUGUUCAGUAUUGAAGUACAGCUAAAUGCUUCUGUUUUAAAAAAAAGUACCAGAUUUAUUUUGCUGUCAUUCUUUUAAACAGGAUGUAAAUGUCCAGCCCUCAGUGACCGACAGGGAUGUGUUCGUCUUCCUGUUCACUUCUGCUGAUCUGGGAAAGAAUCCCAACCCUAAAUGACCUCUUCCAUUGACUUACUUCAUGACAGUAUUCUAAGUCUUAGGUUUAAAAAAAUAUUAUAUUAAGUAUUAAUGUUCUUAAUCCUUUGGGUGGGUUAAUGCUGAGCUGAUAAACAUUCAGAGCUGGUUAAGUGCUGGCUGCACCCUUGUAGUUAAGCUAGAUCUACAGUAUUAUAAAAUGAUCACCAACUGCCAAAUUCAGCAAUAGGUCACUGAAUAAAAUCUGUUUCACCAUUUCUGGCUGUGCUACUGCUGCAGUUAUUGAAUCUGCCAAGACCAUUCGAACACUAGCAUAAGAUAACUUACUCCCCAGGAAAACCCAAUGUUAAAAGGCUGCUGGGAGCCACUGCUACGCACACACACACUACUUCACUCCUGAGGACCCCUCCAAACAGUAACACGCUCCCACAACCCCUCGCAAACAGUAGCACACUCCCAGGAACUCCCGCAAAUGGCGACGCACUCCAGGGAGCUCCCACCAAUGGUCUCACGCACGGGAUCACUUCAAAUGGUGAUAGGCUCCCAGGAACACUCGCAAACGUUGAAAUAGUGUCAGUAACACACUUCCAGCACCUACAAAUGGUAACACAUCCCCACUAACAGAUUCCUGGGAAAACGCAGUCCUGGAGACUCCUAAAAUAGUCCCGAUAGCGGAUUUCCAGGACAAUGCACUCCCAGGGACCCUGACAGCUGGUAACUGCUUGGUCCCCUCACAUGGUGAUACACUCCUGGGAACCACUACAAAGGGUAACAGUUCCUGGGGAAAUGUACCCUGGAAACCCCACAAAUGAUAAAACACUCUUUAGGAACGCUUUAAAUCAGUGGCUCCUCCUCAAGUAAUGUAUCAUCUGAAUGCAGGUACCCCCCCCCCCC